Lodderomyces orthopsilosis Co 90-125 is the source of this 2280-nucleotide messenger RNA. RefSeq lists its product as uncharacterized. Lineage: Eukaryota; Fungi; Ascomycota; Pichiomycetes; Serinales; Debaryomycetaceae. Bases 1 to 2280 code for a protein of 759 amino acids. The record is from RefSeq and is a predicted model, not a curated record. The transcript has a single exon. Gene Ontology annotation, molecular function: phosphatidylinositol binding. Gene Ontology annotation, biological process: retrograde transport, endosome to Golgi.
AUGUCUAAUGAGUACUCUUUAUUUGAUGAUUUGGAACAGGAUAAUAACCCAUCUUUGUAUGGUAACGCAUCUAUACUAACCAAUCCUUACAACAGUGGGACAUCAGGCAACAACAAUCAUACCAACUACAAAAGCAACAACGCUGAACAAAAAAACGCACUGUCAGUUGCCAAUGGAAAAAAGGUUGAGUCUGAGGGUGUAGUUAAUACUACUAGUUCUGCUAAGCGUACACUGAAGAAGGAGAAACAGCAACAUAAUCUGGUUGCCACUUCGUCAUCCUCACCACAGCUGACACCAAAACAACCACACAAACAUCUGCCACAGCAACCACUGCGUCAACAACUAUCACCUAUAUCUAAUGCUCUUAGUGAUAAUGACGAAUACCCCACCGAAUUAGUCAAUAGCACUUUGGGCUUAUCAAAUCAAAUAACUCAAUUACUUGAAGCAUCGGACUUGACCAUAGAUGUCAUAAACUCAGAACGAUUAAUCAAUUCAUCAAUAAUUGUCUACACUAUCCAACUACAAUCAUCCAUACUACAAAGUAAAAUUGUUGUCAAACGAAGAUAUAGUGAAUUCAAAUCAUUACGAGAUAAUUUGUUGAAACUUUUCCCCACAUUGAUCAUACCUCCGAUCCCAGAAAAGCAUUCUAUACUCAGCUACUUAUUAAACUCCAUCAAUCUAAAUAAUGAAUCAAAUAUAAUUGAAAUGAGAAGACGAUAUUUCAAAUUAUUUCUUGAUGAUUUAGUGUUUGAUGCUAACCCCAAAUUAAAAAAUUGUCCACUUUUACAUAAAUUUCUUGAUCCAAAUUAUGAAUUAUGUUGGUAUAAUGCAUUAAACGAACCACCAGUUAGUUAUUUACCAAAUAAUUUAUUAUUGGCUAAUCCUGUAAAUCCUGCUGAUCAAAAUGGCUUGUAUUCAAUUUUGCCAAUUGUCAAUGGGUUUGAUAUAAGUUCAAAUACUGAUAAUUUAUCCAAUUUAAAAAAAAUCAAUGAUGAUUUGGAUAAGUUAAAUGAUCUGAUUAAAUUAUUUGAAUUGAAUGGAACCAAAGGUGAUUUUGAAGAUGAUUUAAAAUUUACCAUCCCGGAGGAGUUAAUCACAUUUGAAGGGAAAUUCCAUAAAAUCAUCACCAGUUUAUCAUUUUUAAAUAAAUUGGAUAUCAAAACAACUAAAGAUUACAAGAGUCUAAUCAAUGUAUUGAUUGAUUUGGGUGGUAAUUUAAAUAAUUUUUCAUUACAAAUUUAUCAUCAAAAACCCCAUCAUUUAAGACAACAAAACCCAUCUGAAUCUAGUUUUACUACAGACAUCCCAAAUAACUCCCUCUCUGAAGCAAUCGAAAAAUUUGGAUCAACAAUGGAUCAAUGUUUUUUAAAUUUUGAAAAUUUUGUCUUGAAUCAAUUAAUACCUCAAUGGCAAGAACCUAUACAUCAAUUGAUUCAAUACAAUCAAACUGCCCUAAACUUGAUAAAGUUUUAUAAAUACAAGAUUAUCCAAUUUAAGAUUUUGUACAAGUUAAAGUUUAAUAAAUUCCAACAAUUGAUUAAUAUCAAUAGUCUAAGUGGAGGAAGAACAGGAGGCGCUAAUGCCAUUGGGAAACCAAGUUUUACCAAAGCUCACCUGCAGGAAGAAGAAGAUGCAGUUGUGAUUAACUCACUUGACCAUUUAAAGGAGUUAAACAGUCCUACAUUAAACAAUGCAUUGAAAAAUAUAUCAAUGAAGAAAGUACAAAAGAAAUCUUCAUGGUAUGGAUUAUUUGGUGGUAAUAAUCAAACGAAAAAGUUUAAUUUUCAAUUACCAGUGGAGGAAGCAAAUGGAACAACCAAAGCAACAACAACAACAACAACAACAACAGUCGCCCCAGCAGCACCUGCAUCCACUAUUCCCACCAGUUCAUCAACGGUACAAACAAUGAUACCGUCACAUACAUCAUCGAUAAAAUUCAAAAUCCAACAUCUUGAAAAAGAAUUGGAUAAAAUUAAUCAGCUAAUUGAAUUAUGUAAUAAAGAUAUGCAAAAUUUGACACAAGCUUUAAUGACAACAUUUAUUGAAUUUAUUAAGAAAUUAGAACAUAAAUGGUUAGUCAUUAUGAUAAAUUAUAUACGUAAUGGUAAAACGUUAUUUGAAGAGAAUUUAACAACUUGGGAAAAUUUUAAAACUUCACUUGAAAAUGAAGAAGGUGAUGAGAGUGAUGGAGUUGUGGGUAGAAUAUUAGGUGAAAACGUUCUUGGUGGUGGCGGUGUUAAUGAUGAUGAUGAUGAUGAUGAUGAUGAGUAUAUUAUAUAG